Gamsiella multidivaricata is the source of this 1040-nucleotide messenger RNA. RefSeq names its product GTP cyclohydrolase 1 type 2/Nif3. Gene Ontology annotation, cellular component: mitochondrion; cytoplasm. The record is from RefSeq and is a predicted model, not a curated record. NCBI's taxonomy places the organism in Eukaryota, Fungi, Mortierellomycota, Mortierellomycetes, Mortierellales, Mortierellaceae. The coding region runs from base 37 to 888 and encodes 283 amino acids. The transcript has 6 exons.
CACCUUGCUCCACUUCAAUUACAUUUAAAAGACACCAUGGCAUUGCUGGCACGCGUCCUGAAGAGCAUGGAGCGCAUCGCGCCCCAGAGUCUGGCUGAGCAAGCUUGGGACAACGUCGGGCUCUUGGUCGAGGCACCCUAUCCAAGGACCAGGACAGCUUCUACGACUCCCCAGCGCGUCUUUCUGACGAUUGAUUUCACCUCGGCCGUCGUGGAUGAGGCUCUGAGCGACCCUUCUGUGGGAGUCAUCAUUGCCUACCAUCCACCUAUUUUCCGUGGGCUCAAGAGACUGCAAUUGAAGGACACGAAGCAGAGGAUGGUACUUCAGUGUGCCGCCAAGGGUGUCAGUGUCUACUCUCCUCACACCUCCUGUGAUAGCUGCGAAGACGGAGUAAACGACUGGCUGCUGAAGGGGUUUGGAGAUGCAGGAUCAACCAGCGUUUACGUUCCUGCUGAGAAUCCGCCUGCAGGCCACGAGAAGGCUGGAAAGGGAAGAUAUAUUACCUUUGACAAGCCCCAACCAGUCCAGCAGGUCAUUGAGCAAAUCAAGGCCCAUCUCGGCAUGAAGCACGUCCGCGCGGCGAUCCACCCGACACACGCGAACAACGAGCGCCUGAUCUCGACUGUGGGCGUUUGGGCCGGAUCCGGCUCGGAGAUGAUGAGUCAUAAAGCAGAUGUCUACCUCACCGGCGAGCUCGGACACCAUGAUGUUCUUGAGGCACUCGAACAAAACAGCACGGUCGUAUUGUGUGAGCAUUCAAAUACCGAGCGCGGAUACCUUAGUGCGGUAUUGAAACCAAAGUUGGAGGAGUUGUUGAGUCAGGAUGGUGGGGAGGGGGUCGAGGUGAUAGUUAGUAGGACGGAUAAGGAUCCGUUAGUUGUUGUUUAAAGAAGCAAGAGUGACUGAUCCUGAAGUAUGAUGCAAGGAGAAAUAAAGACCUUCUGUAAUGUAGGGUCAUGCAUAGCAGUAGGUUUGACAUUCGCCUCCGGACAGGCGCUUAAAGCUGCGCGGUGAACAAAUAAAUUUGUUGAGAAUCAAAG